AAAAACAUGAAAAAUCUAUUUAAGCAACCCGCAACGCUCUCUUCUUCGUAAUUUUUUGCUCCGAUACGAGGAUAUGUCGCGUCGCGCAUGAAUUAAUUAUUAAUCAAAAGAGAGUUAACAGUGCUUGUGCAGUGCAAGUCUUCCAGAGAUUUUCACUUUGGUUUAAUAAUAGCGAAGGUCGUAACUUUUCAUAGCCAGAGGGAACUGAUAGAGAAAGAUAGCGAAAAAAGAGUGGUCCGGGAAUGAGUUUUCCGCGGCGAAACUGGACCUGGAAAACGUCGCCGAGGACUAGCGAUCUUUCCUAAGAGUAAGAGGAUGCGGCAGUAGGAACGAACUCUACGUCGGAGUCAAAGGUCAAACCGAGGGCUAGCAUGUGCGAGAGUGCAAGGGAGGCGCACAGACAGACAGCCAGAGAGAGGGAGACGAGACGAGUGGAGCUCCCAUAUGUGCCAACAACAAAUACCACAAAACUAUUAACAUUUCACGCUUGAGGGAGCGAUAAAAGUCUGAUACCGAUACGAUUGAUAACAAAGUAAACUAGCUACAGCACAGCAACAGCAACAGCAACUGCAACAUCAACAUCAACCGUUUUAAGCACACGACGAGCCACAUCAACAUAUCCUUAUCAAAUCAAGAAAACAUCAACAGGGUACUAACAUGAUAGCCACCCCAAACUAGAACAUACCAUUAGUUCCGCAACAACCGAGGAUAAUCAAAAAUCAGUUAACCAAGGAGUCUAGCCCACAAAGGGGCACAAAAAGAUAGUUAACAGAGAUCAAAGCCAAUCAUGACUUUCUCGACCUUCACACGCAAAAUGCGCGGGCGCAUGCGCUCCAACACCUGCCGCAUCGUCCUGCUCACCUCGCUGGUCUGGGUGAUCUUCGACUUCGUGCUCAUCGCCCGCUACUCGGACUGCAUCGGCAAGGAUGGAUGGCGCUGCAAGCGAUCCGGCGAGUACGACGUCGAGCUGCCCAAUGCCGAACGCCUGGUGGACGACAAUCAGCUGGUCGAUGAUAAUGAGAUUAAUACGGAAAAGUCUCUGGACGGCGAAUCCGGUGGUGCUCUCAUUAUGGGCCAAGGCUUUGCAUCCGGCGGCAUAUCGAUGACCUAUCCCAGUGUGGUGCUAAAGAAGUGGUUCCUGGCGCCCAGCGUGCAGGAAGCCAAGGGCAAACCGGGCGAGAUGGGCAAGCCGGUUAAGAUACCCGCUGACAUGAAGGAUCUCAUGAAGGAGAAGUUCAAAGAGAACCAGUUCAAUCUGUUGGCCAGUGACAUGAUUUCGUUGAAUCGCUCGCUGACCGAUGUGCGACAUGAGGGUUGCCGCCGCAAACACUAUGCCUCCAAGCUGCCCACCACUUCCAUUGUGAUAGUUUUCCAUAACGAAGCCUGGACAACCCUGCUGCGAACGGUGUGGAGUGUUAUUAAUCGCUCGCCGCGCGCCCUCCUCAAAGAGAUUAUCCUGGUGGACGAUGCCAGCGAACGGGACUUCCUGGGCAAGCAGUUGGAGGAGUAUGUGGCCAAGUUGCCGGUGAAGACAUUUGUGCUGCGUACAGAGAAGCGUUCUGGUCUGAUCCGUGCACGUCUCCUGGGUGCCGAGCAUGUGAGUGGGGAGGUCAUCACCUUCCUGGAUGCCCAUUGUGAGUGCACGGAGGGCUGGCUGGAGCCGCUGCUCGCGCGGAUUGUGCAGAAUCGUCGAACGGUUGUGUGCCCCAUUAUUGAUGUGAUUUCCGACGAGACAUUCGAGUACAUCACCGCCUCGGAUUCCACGUGGGGCGGCUUUAACUGGAAGCUCAACUUCCGAUGGUACCGAGUGCCAUCGCGAGAAAUGGCGCGCCGAAAUAACGAUAGGACCGCUCCACUGCGAACACCGACGAUGGCCGGUGGGCUGUUCUCCAUCGAUAAGGAUUACUUCUAUGAGAUUGGUUCCUACGACGAGGGCAUGGACAUUUGGGGCGGCGAGAAUCUGGAGAUGUCGUUCCGUGUGUGGAUGUGCGGCGGCGUGCUCGAGAUCGCGCCCUGCUCCCGUGUGGGUCACGUGUUCCGCAAGUCGACGCCGUACACCUUCCCCGGCGGCACCACGGAGAUAGUCAAUCACAAUAAUGCCCGCCUGGUCGAGGUUUGGCUGGACGACUGGAAAGAGUUCUACUACAGUUUUUAUCCAGGAGCUCGAAAGGCAUCGGCUGGCGAUGUGAGCGAUCGUAAAGCACUGCGAGAUCGCCUCAAGUGCAAGAGUUUCCGCUGGUAUCUGGAGAACGUGUACCCCGAGAGCUUAAUGCCUUUGGAUUACUAUUAUCUUGGAGAGAUCCGAAAUGCGGAAACGGAGACCUGCCUGGACACGAUGGGCAGGAAGUACAACGAGAAGGUGGGCAUAAGCUAUUGCCACGGCCUGGGCGGCAAUCAGGUGUUCGCCUACACCAAGCGCCAGCAGAUCAUGUCCGACGAUCUGUGCCUGGACGCAUCCAGUUCCAACGGCCCGGUCAACAUGGUGCGAUGCCACAACAUGGGCGGCAAUCAGGAGUGGGUCUACGAUGCGGAGGAGAAGUGGAUUCGGCACACGAACACGGGUCAGUGCUUACAGCGUGCCACGCGGGACGAUGCCAACACGCCGCUGCUGCGUCCCUGUAGCUACGGAAAGGGCCAACAGUGGCUGAUGGAGUCUAAGUUCAAGUGGCAGGCUCACUAGCUGGUUGGCGCCGCCACCGGAACGCCCGACUACAACUAAACUCAACAGAUCCUACUAACUAUACUGAGAACUUCCGAUUUAUGUUUAAUCCUAGCCGACUCCUCUUUUUGACAUUUAUGUAGCCUAAGUUCAAGCGAAUCUAAGUUCUUGCUAGGCAAAUAUCUCUCUCUCUUUCUUUCUGUAUGCGUGAAUGUGUAUGCGGCCGAAGAAGUCCUUCGGCAGCAGGAUGUCUUCCCAAUAUCUUGAUGCGCGUGUGUGAUUGCGUGAGGUAUAUUCAGAUAUAUCUAUUUACAUGAUGAGCAUGUAUAUGUGUUUAUAUAGGCAGGCAGUUCUACGAUUUAUCUAGGUAUAUGUAAUUGUAAUGUAUAUUUACAUUAGCUUCGACCAAGUACCAAUAAAUUGGCAUUUAACUGACGUUUUGUGCUUCACAGAAUAUAAUUUUAAAGUACAUAAAUUGAGCCCAAGCAAUUGCAGGCCAAGCAAUUGCCACAAGUGUGUCAUAGCAGAACAUAAUGUAACCCAAAUACUAAAACGAAAAGGUUCUAAUCCCUCUUCACCAAAACCCAAGCACACGACAUUCCUAGCUAGAAUUGUACUUGAGAAAUUUACGGUUCGCUUUUGUUUUUUAAUUAUUUAAACUUUAAGCCACUUUAUGGGUUGUUCUUAGCGCGCACCUAUAAAAAAUAUCAGAGAAUCUAUUGCUUUGUACCAAAAUAACGCGCCCUUCAUAUCACAAAUGGAAAUUACACGAAAAUGCUUCUAAACCAUAAUCAUUAUACAAUGAAAAUAUGACAAAAAAAAUCUCUCAAAAUUGCACGCAUAUCAUAAAUACAGUGUAAAAAUAUUUAUAAGCUACAUUCAAACGAGAACUAAACAACUAAACAAAAACAAUGUAAAUAUGAUUAAUGUAGCUAUUAAAAAUAUACAUUUAAAUAAAAUAUCUAUGUAGUACCUAUAUGAUAUACACAUAUGCAAAGCAAGCAAAACUGUA
Messenger RNA from Drosophila yakuba, 3671 nucleotides. It is a transcript of the gene Pgant5, whose product is annotated as polypeptide N-acetylgalactosaminyltransferase 5. The transcript is spliced from 10 exons. Gene Ontology annotation, cellular component: Golgi apparatus. Lineage: Eukaryota; Metazoa; Arthropoda; Insecta; Diptera; Drosophilidae. The record is from RefSeq and is a predicted model, not a curated record. Bases 788 to 2680 code for a protein of 630 amino acids.